Hyposmocoma kahamanoa is the source of this 554-nucleotide messenger RNA. RefSeq names its product histone H2A, sperm-like. Gene Ontology annotation, cellular component: nucleosome. The record is from RefSeq and is a predicted model, not a curated record. The transcript has a single exon. Gene Ontology annotation, molecular function: structural constituent of chromatin; DNA binding; protein heterodimerization activity. Lineage: Eukaryota; Metazoa; Arthropoda; Insecta; Lepidoptera; Cosmopterigidae. The coding region runs from base 57 to 425 and encodes 122 amino acids.
CAAUCUCUCCUCAAUCCCACAACAUUUUGUUUAAUCUACAACUGCCAACACGUAAAAUGGUUUCAAAAGUGAAGAAAUCAAAAUCUGCAAGAGCUGGUCUUCAUUUCCCCGUAGGCCGAGUUCAUAGUUACCUACGGAAAGGAAACUUCGCACCAAGAAUUGGUAGUGGGGCAUCAGUUUACUUAGCUGCAGCUCUGGAAUACUUGUCAGCGGAAAUUCUGGAUUUAGCAGCAAAUGCCGCGACGGAUAAUAAGAAAAGCAGAGUGUAUCCCAGACACAUUUUAUUCGCCAUUAGACAUGAUGAAGAACUCAAUAAAAUGCUGACUGGUGUUACCAUUUCUCAGGGUGGAGUUGUACCUAACAUUCAGCCUCAAUUGCUGCCGAAGAAAACUAUGAAGAAAAAAGAAGAAGCUGAUGUAGAAUGAAGAAGCGGUGUAAUUUUAUUUUCUAAAACAAUUUGGGCAAAAUUAUGGGUGAUUUUUGACAAUUUGAAGAAUUAGUCAUGUGAUCAAAGUGAUUAUUUAUUUUUAACGAUGGCCAAAGAAUGGCCAGAA